UAAAUGCCAUGUGGUAUACCGAAGGAUAGUGGCUGAGUGGUAAAGCUAAGGGAAUGGAAUGACAGCAUUGGACGCCCCCAAUAUUAUAAGGGGCGGAACCCCACUACGCUACUUGCUAGUGGACGGCGGUGAGUGAUUCUGCCGUCAUUUUAGCGUAUGAUCUAGGACUUGAAGGGACUUGAGGGGUCCAUGUGUCCACUUUCCAUGUGUCUUUCCAUGUGUCUUUCCAUGUGAGGGAGGGAGGCCUUCUUUGUUCAUCUCCCUUAUUUCAAUCCUUUCCCUCCAUCAAUUGAAGGUUAAGACGAACGUUAUUUCAAAAGACUCUGCUGGGUUUGCCAUUAUUCAAAACCUUAUCAUCAAUAUUGAAGUAUAUUACAUCAUAUGGUUAUAUAAUCGUUUCUAGCUUUACAAAAUAAACAUGUCGAACCAAGAUUACUACGGCGGAGGCGGCGGUGCUGGGUACGGUGGUGGUUAUCCCCCUCAGAAUCCGAAUCAGCAUCAAUACCCUCCGCAGAACGCCGGUGGUCAAUACCCCCCACCCAACCAGUAUCCUCCUCAAGGCCAAUAUCCCCCCGACCACAAUCAAUAUGGCAAUAAUCAAUACGGCGCCCCUCAGCCGUCGCAUUCACCAAACCCUGGAGGAUAUGGACAGCCCCCGAAACAAUAUGACGCAUAUCAACCACCACAAGGUUACGGUGCACCUCCGCAACACGGGAGCCCAGCAUACCCCGGUGGCCCGCCUGCCUACGACAAUCGGGGUGCUCCUGCACAAGGUCAUAGCUACCCACCACAAGGACAAUAUCCACCACCCGGAGGUCCCGGGGGUCAAUACCCGCCGUACCAGCAAGGCCAACAUCAGCAAUACCCGCCCAUGCAACAUGGGGGUGCCCCCGGGGGCGACCCUAAUAGCACCGAUAGAGGGCUUGGAACAACAUUAAUAGGAGGCCUGGUCGGGCAUGCGGUUGGAUCCCACGCGCACCCCUCUGGAGGCAUACCUGGCAUGCUUGCCGGGGCCUACGGUGGUCAUAAGUUGGGCAAGACGCAUAAGAAGGACAAGAAGCACAAGAAGGACAAGAAGAAGCACAAGAGCCAUAGCCGCAGCAGCAGCUCGAGUAGUAGCAGCAGUAGUGAUUAGAAUGGCUUACUUACGUGGUAUGACUGGGUGUGAAUACAACCCGAGGGAUUUGUUGAACGGAACCCCGGGAUGGAUGGAUAGACGAUGUUAUGAUUGUUCGUUGGUAUGAGUUGAAUGUCUCGGGUGGAGGUUUCUAUCAGAGCUACUCCUAGCAAGCUCUUCAUUCCGCCCUGCUGUUCCGUCGUGCUUGGAUAUGAUCGCCAGCUGCAUGUCAACUACCUAUCUACCUGC
Hypoxylon fragiforme is the source of this 1366-nucleotide messenger RNA. RefSeq lists its product as uncharacterized. Lineage: Eukaryota; Fungi; Ascomycota; Sordariomycetes; Xylariales; Hypoxylaceae. The transcript has a single exon. The record is from RefSeq and is a predicted model, not a curated record. Bases 419 to 1135 code for a protein of 238 amino acids.